This is a messenger RNA of Cannabis sativa, 1533 nucleotides long. RefSeq lists its product as uncharacterized. Gene Ontology annotation, biological process: proteolysis. Gene Ontology annotation, molecular function: cysteine-type peptidase activity. The record is from RefSeq and is a predicted model, not a curated record. The coding region runs from base 893 to 1219 and encodes 108 amino acids. Lineage: Eukaryota; Viridiplantae; Streptophyta; Magnoliopsida; Rosales; Cannabaceae. The transcript has 4 exons.
AAUGCAAAAUUAUAAAUAUGGUCAACUUACAAAUUGAGUUGUUGCUUGUUUGUUUUGGAUUUAUAGACCUUACCAUGUUGGAUGCACUGUCUGUUGGAGCCUAGUGGGAUGGUACUGAAGGUUGCUUCAGGCCACAUUGUGAAGGAGAAAUAUUUGAAAGAUGAAAAGUUUUCCAUUAACAUGGAAGAAUACCUACACAAAGAUUAUCGUCGGGUAUAUAUCGAAGAAGCCAAUAUGGAGAAUGCACUGCUCCCGUGUCCCUUAGUCGACGAUUCAUUGAUGACAGUAGGUCAAGCUGUAAAUGGUCAUGUGGCAUGGCCAAAAGACUAUCUUACACCUGUUGGGAAAUAUUUGGUAUGUUUCAAUUUGUUUACUUAACUUAUUGUGUUUAUUAGUUAAUGGCAUUGCUAACUUAUUGUUUUUUUUUUCAUAUAUAUAGACACAAUUACCCACCAAGAAACUUCAGAAGCAACCCGUGAAGAAAAGCUCUGAAGAUUUACUCGGUCCUCCAACACAGCCUCUAAAACACCCUGGGAGGCCGAGUAAGGCAAAAGUUAAUGCAAAGUAUGCCCAACCACGCCAAACUUCUUCCAUUAUUGCAUUUUGGAACUUCGUCAAAAGGUGGCCCAAGUCAUCCAUGCUCAAAUUCCAAGUCCAGAAUGAGCUAUUUGGGGUCGCAGAUGACUCUAUUUGGCUUGCUAAGAGUGACAUUCAAGAAUUGUGCACCAUGCAAUACUUGGGAGCCCAACAAAUAGGAGUUUGGUGCAAGUACCUUAAAGAAAGACUGUUGGACAUGGGUGGGUUGAAUCGAGUCUAUGAAUUUUUGAAUCCGGGUGCGAUUGCCACCGAUGCAGGGGAUGAGAGUAAUCGUUGCCAAGCACUAGUCGCUUGAAUGACUAGGAUGACUAAUUCAGAGAAAUGGCUUAUUGCCCCAUAUAAUAAUAGGAAGAUGUUUCACUGGAUGCUUGUAGUCAUCCAGCCAAGUACGCAGACGGUGGCGUACUUGGAUUCAGGCAACGACGACAUCCCGGAUGAUUUGAACUUUAUUAUAUCCACAUCGUUCACAAUGUAUAACCGAAUGGUACGACGACCUGAUCGACCUACCCAGUGGAUGACUGCUAUUUGUCCUCAACAACCCGAUGACAAACAGUGUGGAUACUACGUCAUGAAAUUCAUUGAAAGUUUCAUGGUCGUAGAAGAUCCAAUACAAUUUUGUUGACCCGACAAGAUAGGUUCUCCACUCCGUACACUAAUGAUGAGAUAAAUAUUAUGCGUGAUCGGUGGAUUCAUUAUGUGAAAGCGGAAGCGGAGCGACAACAGUUACCGUGUUAGACAGUGUGUAUACAUAUACAUAUUUAGAUGACAUUAAUUAGCGUUAGUUCAAUUAUUGUGACUAUACAAAAUUUUAAAUAUAUUUAGACGUUAGUUUAAUUGUUGUCACUAUGCAGAUUUUUACAAAAUUUAAAAAUUAAUGCAGGGAAAAAAAUUACAGAAAAUUUGUUUUUUUUUCCUAUUUUUCAAAUGUACCGACCG